CCGGCGCUCCUCCCCGCCCGCGGCUGCGCCCAGCCUGGCUCUGCCGGCCAUGAGCGACAACAUCCCCCUGCAGCCGGUCAGGCAGAAGAAGCGCAUGGACAGCAAGCACCGCGGCGGAUGUUGCGAGUGCUUAAGAUGUUGUGGAAGAGGAGACCCAAGGCCUCGAACCGUUUGGCUUGGCCACCCGGAGAAGAGAGAGCAGCGAUACCCACGCAAUGUGAUCAACAACCAAAAAUACAACUUCUUUACUUUUUUACCAGGGGUGCUGUUCAACCAAUUUAAAUACUUUUUCAACCUCUACUUCUUAUUUCUGGCCUGUUCUCAAUUUGUUCCUGAAAUGAGGCUUGGUGCCCUGUACACGUAUUGGGUUCCACUGGGUUUUGUGCUCGCCGUGACCAUCAUCCGCGAGGCAGUAGAAGAGAUACGAUGCUACAUGCGCGAUAAGGAAGUAAACUCCCAGAUCUACAGCAAACUCACAGCAAGAGGCACAGUCAAGGUGAAGAGUUCAAGUAUUCAAGUGGGAGACCUUAUCAUUGUGGAAAAGAACCAGCGGGUCCCCGCAGACAUGAUCUUCCUGAGGACAUCAGAAAAGAAUGGGUCCUGCUUUCUGCGAACGGAUCAGCUGGAUGGUGAAACAGACUGGAAGCUGCGUCUGCCUGUCAGCUGCACUCAGAGAUUACCCACCGCUUCAGAUCUUCUUCAAAUCCGAUCCUAUGUGUAUGCAGAGGAGCCUAAUAUUGACAUCCACAACUUCGUUGGGACAUUUACUAGAGAAGACAGCGACCCUGCAGUGAAUGAGAGCUUAAGUAUCGAAAAUACCCUGUGGGCCAGCACAGUGAUUGCUUCAGGAACUAUUGUGGGCGUUGUUCUAUAUACAGGCCGAGAACUGCGCAGUGUCAUGAACACAUCAAAUCCACGGAGUAAGAUUGGCCUCUUUGACCUGGAAGUGAACUGCCUCACCAAGAUUCUCUUUGGCGCUUUAGUAGUGGUUUCUCUUGUCAUGGUAGCUCUUCAACACUUCGCUGGCCGCUGGUAUCUUCAGAUCCUCAGAUUUCUUCUUCUUUUCUCAAAUAUCAUUCCAAUCAGUUUACGGGUGAACCUUGACAUGGGGAAAAUAGUCUACAGCUGGAUGAUCCGGAGGGAUUCCAAAAUUCCUGGCACUGUGGUUCGAUCCAGUACCAUCCCAGAACAACUAGGAAGAAUAUCCUAUUUGCUUACAGAUAAAACAGGGACUCUAACACAAAAUGAGAUGGUUUUCAAACGCCUACACCUUGGAACUGUGGCUUAUGGACUGGACUCCAUGGAUGAAGUUCAGAGCCACAUAUUCAGUAUAUACACUCAGCAGUCCCAGGAGCCACCUGCUUCCAAAGGCCCUGCCUUGGCUACCAAAGUCCGGAAAACCUUGAGCAGUCGGGUCCACGAGGCGGUAAAAGCAAUAGCUCUCUGCCACAAUGUGACUCCUGUCUAUGAAUCCAAUGGUGUGACGGAUCAAGCUGAAGCGGAGAGGCACUACGAAGAUUCGUGCAGGGUCUACCAAGCUUCCAGUCCUGAUGAGGUGGCCCUGGUACAGUGGACAGAGAGCGUUGGCUUGACUCUCGUCGGCAGAGAUCAGUCUUCUGUGCAGCUGAGGACGCCUGGUGGCCACAUCUUAAAUUACACCAUUCUGCAGAUCUUCCCAUUCACCUACGAAAGUAAACGUAUGGGGAUCAUUGUCCGGGAUGAGUCCACAGGAGAGAUAACUUUCUACAUGAAAGGGGCUGAUGUGGUGAUGGCUGGCAUUGUUCAAUACAAUGACUGGCUGGAAGAAGAGUGUGGCAACAUGGCAAGAGAAGGGCUCAGGGUCCUUGUAGUAGCCAAGAAAUCCCUGACCGAAGAACAGUAUCAAGACUUUGAGGCACGUUACAUCCAGGCCAAGCUCAGUGUCCACGACCGGUCCCUGAAGGUAGCAACCGUGAUAGAGAGCCUAGAGAUGGAGAUGGAGCUGCUGUGUCUGACUGGAGUAGAGGAUCAGCUGCAGACGGAUGUCAGGCCUACACUGGAGACACUGAGGAAUGCUGGCAUCAAGGUAUGGAUGCUCACAGGGGAUAAAUUGGAAACAGCCACAUGUACGGCGAAGAAUGCACAUCUGGUCACCAGGACCCAGGACAUUCAUAUAUUUAGAUUGGUGACCAACCGUGGAGAAGCUCACUUGGAACUGAAUGCCUUCCGCCGUAAGCAUGACUGUGCCCUUGUGAUCUCAGGCGAUUCAUUGGAGGUCUGCCUGAAAUACUAUGAGUAUGAAUUUAUGGAACUGGCGUGCCAGUGUCCGGCAGUGGUCUGCUGCAGGUGUGCACCAACACAGAAGGCUCAGAUUGUGCGCUUGCUCCAAGAGAGAACUGGGAAGCUGACCUGUGCAGUAGGUGACGGUGGAAAUGAUGUCAGUAUGAUUCAGGAAGCUGAUUGUGGCGUUGGAGUGGAAGGAAAGGAAGGUAAGCAGGCUUCUCUCGCUGCAGACUUCUCUGUCACUCAGUUCAAACAUCUGGGCCGGUUACUGAUGGUGCAUGGGCGGAACAGCUACAAAAGAUCGGCAGCUCUCAGCCAGUUUGUGAUCCACAGAAGCUUGUGCAUCAGUACCAUGCAGGCUGUUUUCUCUUCAGUGUUCUACUUUGCCUCUGUUUCCCUCUACCAGGGUUUCCUCAUUAUUGGGUAUUCUACAAUCUACACCAUGUUCCCGGUGUUCUCUCUGGUCCUGGACAAGGAUGUCAAAUCAGAAGUUGCCAUGCUGUAUCCAGAGCUCUAUAAAGAUCUUCUGAAGGGGAGGCCGUUAUCCUACAAAACAUUUUUGAUAUGGGUUUUGAUAAGUAUCUAUCAAGGUAGCAUCAUUAUGUAUGGAGCACUGCUGCUGUUUGAAUCGGAGUUUGUCCACAUUGUGGCCAUUUCUUUCACAUCCUUGAUCCUCACGGAAUUGUUGAUGGUGGCACUGACAAUCCAGACGUGGCACUGGCUCAUGAUAGUGGCAGAAUUACUCAGUCUUUCCUGCUACAUCGCCUCACUGGUCUUCUUACAUGAAUUUAUUGAUGUUUAUUUCAUCGCCACCCUCUCGUUCUUGUGGAAGGUAACAGCCAUCACUCUGGUCAGUUGUCUCCCUCUCUACAUCCUGAAGUACCUGAGGCGAAGGUUCUCUCCUCCGAGCUAUUCGAAGCUGACAUCAUAGAUGCUUCUACCGAAGAAGCAAAGACUUGUAUUUUGCACAGUGCUCACAGACAAAAAUCAAUGUGUGUUCAUCGUAGUAACAGCUGCAUCUGACAGUUGUGUAAGGAUUGUGCAUUGGCUGGUGACCUUUGCAGGAAAAGACUGAAUAAUUGGCAAUUAAGCGAGUUGGCUAGGAGUCGGCCAAACCAACUUACAGGGGCACUGUGUGGUCAGUCAAGUUCUGUCCAUUUCUAUUGAUUUUAAGUGAAGUCAAAGGUGGAUAACUACAAGGAACGUGGCAUCCAUUGUGCAAUCAGCUUACUUGGAACCUGUGAAGGAAGCUAUUUAUUUGAAAACAAUGUCAUCCAUAUAUAUAUAUAUAUAUAUAUAUAUAUAUUGGUUUCCUCAUGAUGUUUUAUCUUACUGCUUUUGGGGGUCAGGUAGAUAUAAGUGUUUGAACAUCUCGAGAAAUCCUUUAAAAUGAGUAACUCAUCUUACUAGUAAGUAGGCAGCACUUACUGUGCCAUACUGUGUCCCAGACCAGAGGUGAACAUCUCACUGUGACAUGGUUUGCUUUAAUCCCCUUGAACAAAAAAAUGCCUACCGUGAUUCUUUCCUCGUGUGGUAUUGCUGCAUUAUUUUUAAAGGGACGCCAUAACACUGGUAAAGGGAAAUCUCUGUUUUAUUUAACAGCAGUGUUUGGGGGAAGAUGAAUGUUCUGACAUCUAAAGCAUCAGCACAGUAAGGUGCAUCGCAAGCAUAGUAGGCUAUGUAGGACUAAAUUUGAGGGUGGAGAACACACUUGCAGGGAGAAUAGAUGGUGGGCAAACUUUAUUGUCCCAUACAAUCCCUCUUCUCUGCUACUGUUCUUCUGGAUUUCUUCUAGCUAACUCUGAGUUUUGGCUGGGGGCGGGGGAUGUGAGUAAAAAGAACUGAUGGGUUGGGAGAAAGUUAACACCUGAUUCUUUCCUGCAAAUAUCCACCUUUGUGUUACCAUUCACCAUCAAAUACAUAUUCGCCAUGGUGAUGCAUGCUUCUGCCCAAACAGUCAGGUUGCAUCAGGCUAAUCCAGGGUAUCUUCCUGCUUUCUGGCUUGCUGACUUUCCCCCUCUCCUUCAAUUAACUGCUUCUGUAGGCAGUUGGCCACAAGCACACAUACAUGCACUAUCAAGGAAAAACUUGAGAGCUACGGCCAGGAAGACACCAGAUGCCAGGGAGUCUUUGGGGCUGGUGCCAGCCCUGAAUGGCAGGUCAGAGGGAUGACUCCGGGCUAGCUGUUUGUAUGGAUAACAUUGCUGUGUAUUAGAACUACUUUUAACCUUCUGAGACCUUUUGGAAGGAAACUUGCUGCUAAUUGUCCUUUUGUAAAAAAAAAAAAAGUAUCAGAAAUGUUCUGCAGAAAAGUAACGGACGCAUUAUGAAUCAUUAAAGACUUGAAAGGGAAA
This is a messenger RNA of Heteronotia binoei (common prickly gecko), 4616 nucleotides long. RefSeq names its product ATPase phospholipid transporting 9A (putative) (gene ATP9A). Bases 50 to 3193 code for a protein of 1047 amino acids. Gene Ontology annotation, biological process: retrograde vesicle-mediated transport, Golgi to endoplasmic reticulum; phospholipid translocation; endocytosis. NCBI's taxonomy places the organism in Eukaryota, Metazoa, Chordata, Lepidosauria, Squamata, Gekkonidae. The transcript is spliced from 28 exons. The record is from RefSeq and is a predicted model, not a curated record. Gene Ontology annotation, cellular component: plasma membrane; endosome; trans-Golgi network. Gene Ontology annotation, molecular function: ATPase-coupled intramembrane lipid carrier activity; ATP hydrolysis activity; ATP binding.